AGAGAGAGAGAGAGAGAGAGAGAGAGAACACAAACGAUACAGAAGAGAAGCGAACGUCGCAAUAGAGAGAAACAACAACGCCGCGCACAGAGAUUUUUCCCGGCGAAACGAGAGCAAUACAGAGAGAGAGAGAGAGAGAGAGAUUUAGUGAGAAGCUUUCUCUAGGGUUUUCUUCUCGAUUUCUCUUCCUUUGACCUCGAUCUAAUUCCCUCUUCGUUCCUCGAUAAAUUAUUCGCCUUCUUUCUCUUCGUUCAUUCGUAUCUCUCUUAGCUCCAUUCUAGGGUUCUUGAUCCGUUUCUCUUAGGUUUCGUUAUCUACCCGGGUUGGUGAGUUUAGUCCGGCGUGUUGGGAGAAAUUGGCGAACUUUAGCGGUGAGGUUCUGAAGCAAAAGCAUGAGUAUUGAUUUCCCCGGGAAAGGGGAGAAUUAGUGGGGAAGUGUUUUUGGUUACUGAGAAAUUUUGGAUUGGUGUUUCCUCCAUGAGCGAUGGGGGUGUCGCAUGCAUGCCUCUACUGAAUAUCAUGGAAAAGCUUCCAAUUGUGGAGAAGAAGACGACUCUUUGUGGAGGCAAUGAAAGCAAGAGUGCUGCUACUUCGGACAAUGGUCACACAUCUAUCUCAACUAAGGUUCCGGAGUCUCAGCCAGCUGAUGAUAAUAAACCUUCAGCGUCUCAGCCAGUUAAGAAGAAGAGAAUUGUUAAGGUUAUUCGUAAAGUUGUUAAGAGGAGGCUGAAACAGCCGCAGAAACAGCCGCAGAAACAAGGAGAGGUUCUGUCGAAAGAACAGACGACGCAGGUAGUGCAAGUACUCCCUGCGGAGUCACAGUUGCCGCCCAAAGAGCAGGAGGUGAAGAGUGAGUUUAAAGGAGGAACUAGUAGUGGGAAUAAAGAAGUUGAAAACGGUGGAGAUUCUGGGUUUAAGGAUGAAGUGGAAGAGGGUGAAUUAGGUACGUUAAAGCCUCCUGGGGAUUUGGAGAAUGGUGAAAUCUCUCCAGUAAGGUCAUUGCAGAGGAGUGAGAUCGAAAAGGGCGAGAUUAUUGGGCAGACUUGGAAGAAAGAUGAAGCUUCCAAGGGUGAGUUCAGUUAUCUAAAAUAUCAUAAAGGGUAUGUGGAGAGAAGGGAUUUUCCCGCAGAUAAGAACUGGAAAGGAGAUAAGGAAGAAAGAGACUUCAGAUCAUGGAGAGUUCCCAGUGAUGAAAUUGAAAAAGGGGAAUUCAUCCCAGACAGAUGGCAAAAAAUGGAUAAUGUAAAAGAUGAUCAUAGUUACGCCAGAUCUCGUAGGAAUGGAGUAGACAGAGAGAAAACGUGGAAAUAUGAAUAUGAUUAUGAACGUACCCCGCCCGGUGGAAGGUUUGCAAAUGAAGAUAUCUACCACCGGAGAGACUUCAGAAGUGGGUAUGACAGGGCUACAAGAAUCAGUUCUAAAAUUGUUAUAGAGGAAAAUUUACACAAGAGUGAAUACAACAAUCCCAGUAAUCUUGUAAAGGAGUACUCUUCUACUGUGAACAGAUUGAAGCGACAUGGAGCUGAACCAGAUAGCGUGGAGCGCAAACACUCCUAUGCUGAUUAUGGGGAUUAUGGGAGCUCUAAAUGUAGAAAACUUUCAGAUGAUUGUUCACGCUCUCUUCACUCAGACCACUACUCACGGAAUUCUGCUGAGAGGCCGUACAGAGAUUCAUAUUCAUCAAAAACUUCACCUCUGGAUAAGUAUCCUAGAAAGCAUCAAGACGCACCUUUCCCUGCCAAGGCUUUUUCAGACAGGCAUGGACACAGCCCUGCACGAUCUGAUUGGGACCCACAUGACCGGUCUAGGUACUAUGAACACCGCGAUAGAAGUCCAGUCCAUCGGGAGAGAUCACCAUAUGCUCGGGAGAGAUCACCAUACAUCUUUGAAAAGUCUGCACAUGCUCGUAAAAGGUCUCCACGUGACCGCCGUCACCAUGAUUAUAGAAGAAGUCCAAGUUAUUCUGAGUGGUCACCUCAUGAUCGCUCAAGGCCCAGUGACCGCAGAGACUGUACUCCUAACUAUAUGGAAGAUACCCAGAGUGACCGUAACAGGCGUAACGGGCAAAGGGAAAUAAGCAGGAAAAGUGGAGUCCGGGAGAGGAGGGAUUUUCAGACUGGUACGGAGCUUGAUAAUAAGCACAAAUAUAAGGAUUCUAAUGGAAAAGAGUUAAACUCAUCAAGCAAAGAAUUGCAAGGUAAAAAUAUUCUCUACAACAAUAAUCCCGUGGUUGAGAAAAAUUCCGUCUGUGAUUCAUCCAAAAUUCCAAGUCCAUGUGCAAUGGGAAAAGAGCCUGUGCAAGUUGGUGAAGCCUCUACUGUAGAGUUGCCAUCAAUGGAGGUAGAUAUGGACAUUUGCGACACACCACCCCAUGAUCCUGUGGCGGCUGAUACAUCCUCGGGGAAGUGGUUUUAUCUUGAUUAUUAUGGCAUGGAACAUGGGCCUGCUAAGUUAUCUGAACUCAAAGCUCUUAUGGAGCAAGGCGUUCUUUUCUCUGAUCAUAUGGUUAAACAUUCAGAUAAUAAUAGGUGGGUCACUAUUGAAAAUGCAACAUCUCCUGUGGUCAACAUGAAUUUUCUAUCAGUCGUGUCAGAUGCAGUGACACAGCUCGUCAAUCCUCCUGAAGCUCCUGGUAAUUUAUUAGAAGACAUUGCAGAUACUACAGAAGCAGUGUGUAUUGAGCAAGAAGUUGGAGAUUCCUUGCCUGAAUCAGUGUCCGUACCAGAAGCUAAUGAAUUUUUAGUAGAGCAUGGUGAAGAUUUCCAGAUUGAUAAGAGGAUUGCAAAUCUCUUGGAGGGUUAUACUAUCACUCCUGGCAAAGAACUUGAGACACUUGGAGAAGCUCUGGAGGUUAAAGUGGAGUUUGAAGAGACCAAAGGAUGUGCGACAUCUGAAGGUAUCACCUGGCGUCACUAUCAAGAGGCAAAUAAAUGGGAUCUGGUGGAUGAAGAGUUGUUGGGAUGUUCAGAGCCCAUGAAAAGGGGGAUCGAAGAAUAUAAGUCAGACGAUGUUUAUGGUUCUGAGAGUGAUGAGAUAGGCAGCUGGUUUUCGGGUCGUUGGUCUUGCAAAGGCGGGGACUGGAUAAGACAAGAUGAAGCUUCUCAAGAUAGAUAUUACAAAAAGAAAAUUGUUCUGAAUGAUGGUUUCCCAUUAUGCCUGAUGCAGAAAUCCGGCUAUGAGGAUCCUCGAUGGCAUCACAAGGAUGACUUGUAUUAUCCUCUCAGUAGCUCUAGGCUUGAACUUCCCCUGUGGACUUUUUCUGGCGUAGAUGAGAGAAUUCAGACGAGAGGAGUAAAGGCUAGUUUUCUGUCCGUUGUUAGGCUGAACGCUUUGGUUGUUAAUGACCAAGUUCCACCAGUUCCUGAUCCCCGAGUAAAAGUUCGUGGUAAGGAGCGGUGCACUUCAAGGCCUGCUCGUCCAUCCCCUGCGUCUAGUGAUUCCAAGAGGGAAUCAGUCGAAAGUCAAUCAACAGCUUGCAAUGGUCAAGAUUCGGAGGGACUUUGGAGAACUGACAGAUCUGUUAACACUCCUAUGGAUCGGCUGUGUACGGUCGAUGAUUUGCAAUUGCAUAUGGGUGAUUGGUUUUACACGGAUGGGGCUGGGCAAGAACAAGGACCUCUGCCAUUUUCGGGGCUCCAGAUAUUGGUGGAUAAAGGUUUCAUUAAGAGCCACAGCAGUGUCUUCAGGAAAUCUGAUAAAAUCUGGGUCCCUGUUACUUCUAUCACAAAAGCUCCUGAAAUCAUUGCCAAGCUUCGGGGGAAAACCCCAGCUCUGCCUUCAGAUUGUCAAGGCCUAGAGACACAGGGUUUCAAGCGUUCUGAAAUGGACACAAGUCUAAACUCGUUCCAUGGUAUGCACCCUCAGUUUCUUGGUUAUUUCCGUGGGAAACUUCAUCAAUUGGUUAUGAAAACAUUCAAGAGUCGGGAUUUUUCGGCUGCCAUAAACGAUGUUUUAGACUCUUGGAUCCAUACAAGACAGCCUAGGAAAGAGAGUGAAAAGUACAUAUACCAAUCUUCAGAAUUUGAUUCUUGCUAUACGAAAAGAGCUCGCUUGAUGGCUGGUGAAAGUGGAGAAAAUUUUGAAACGGAAGAUACACAAAUAUUUCAGAAGGAUGAGUUGACAUUUGAGGAUUUAUGCGGGGACGUUGCCUUCCAUGUUGAAGGAAAUAGAUCCCCUGGCACUGUGGGGAUUUAUUGGGGUCUGUUGGAUGGCGGUGCAUUAGCACGGGUGUUUCAUUUGUUGAGAUAUGAUGUAAAAUCACUUGCAUUUGCUUCCAUGACUUGUAGACAUUGGAAGGCCACUAUUAAUUCAUACAAAGAUAUUUCAAGACUAGUUGACUUAUCUUCUUUGGGUCCCAACUGCACAGAUUCUAGGCUCAGGAGUAUCAUGAACACUUACAGUAAGGAGAGGAUAGACUCGAUAAUUCUGGUUGGUUGUACAAACGUGACUGCCAGCAUGCUUGAGGAAAUUCUUCAUUCAUUUCCCCGUAUAUCUUCUGUAGACAUCACAGGCUGCCCCCAGUUUGGAGAUUUGACAGUGAAUUAUACAAAAGUAAAUUGGCUCAGAGGCGAGGAUACUCGAUCAGGUGAAUUGCAUUCCAGGAUAAGGAGUCUGAAGCACACGACAGAUAUUGCGAAAUCUAAGGGAAUAGGGGGCGAUACAGAUGAUUUUGGUAACCUUAAGGAUUACUUUGAUCGAGUAGAGAAGCGAGAUUCAGCCAAUCUGUUAUUCCGAAGAAGCUUAUACAAACGCUCAAAAUUGUAUGAUGCAAGGAGAUCAUCAGCGAUACUAUCCAGGGAUGCUCGUAUCAGGCGAUGGGCAAUUAAAAAGUCAGAACAUGGGUAUAAGCGAGUGGAGGAAUUCCUUGCUUCAAGUCUUAGGAGCAUCAUGAAGCAGAAUACUUUUGACUUCUUUGCUUUGAAGGUUUCUCAAAUCGAGGAAAAAAUGAAAAAUGGUUACUACGUUAGUCAUGGAUUGAGAUCUGUCAAGGAGGAUAUCAGCCGGAUGUGCAGGGAAGCAAUUAAGGGUAGGAAUCGUGGGGGCUCGAAAGACAUGAACCGAAUCAUCACACUGUUUAUUCAACUUGCCACGCGUUUGGAAGAGGUCUCUAUGGUUACUUCUUCAUAUGGAAGAGAUGAACUAAUGAAGUCAUGGCAAGAUGGCUCAGGGCUCUCAUCAGCCUCUAAGUACAACAAGAAGUUGAGCAAAACAGUAACUGAAAAGAAGUACAUGAGCAGGACUGGUGACACAUUUGGUGUAAAUGGUGCUUCAGAGUAUGGAGAAUAUGCAUCUGACCGAGAAAUCAAAAGGCGCUUGUCUAAAUUAAAUCGUAAAUCCUUUAGUUCAGGUAGUGAAACAUCUUCUGAACUCUCUGACAAUGGCAAGAGUGACAAUUAUAGCUCAGCUUCGGCUUCAGAAAGUGAAUCGGACAUCCGUUCAGAAGGUCGAUCACAGGACUUGCGCGUCGAAAGAUACUUCACAGCAGAUGAAUCCUUUGAUUCUGUGACCGAAGAGCGUGAAUGGGGUGCACGUAUGACCAAAGCUAGUCUUGUACCACCCGUUACUAGGAAAUAUGAAGUGAUUGAAAAGUAUGCAAUUGUCGCGGAUGAGGAAGAAGUGCAACGUAAGAUGCGGGUUUCUUUGCCAGAGGAUUAUGGUGAGAAGCUUAAUGCACAAAGAAAUGGCAUUGAAGAGUUAGAUAUGGAACUUCCUGAAGUUAAGGAGUAUAAACCAAGAAAGAGUCUUGGCGAUGAGGUUUUAGAGCAAGAGGUUUAUGGAAUCGAUCCUUAUACCCAUAACCUCUUACUUGAUUCAAUGCCCGGAGAUUUGGACUGGUCACUGCAGGAUAAACAUUCAUUUGUAGAAGAUGUUAUCUUACGUACCCUGAACAGGCAAGUUCGGCUGUUUACUGGAUCUGGAAACACCCCUAUGGUAUUCCCUUUAAGGCCUGUGAUUGAAGAGCUCAAAGAGAGUGCUCGUGAAGAGUGUGAUAUACGAACUCUGAAGAUGUGUCAAGGCGUUUUAAAGGAAAUAGAAAGUCGUUCUGAUGAUAAAUAUGUUUCUUAUCGGAAGGGCCUCGGUGUUGUGUGCAACAAAGAAGGUGGUUUUGGAGAAGAAGAUUUUGUUGUUGAAUUUCUUGGAGAGGUUUAUCCUGUUUGGAAGUGGUUUGAGAAGCAAGAUGGGAUUCGUUCCUUACAGGAAAACAAAACUGAUCCUGCACCAGAGUUCUACAAUAUAUAUCUUGAGAGACCAAAGGGUGACGCCGAUGGAUAUGAUUUAGUUGUUGUUGAUGCCAUGCACAAGGCUAACUAUGCAAGUCGAAUUUGUCACUCUUGCCGACCGAAUUGUGAAGCUAAGGUUACUGCAGUGGAUGGACACUACCAGAUUGGUAUCUAUUCUGUACGUUCUAUUGAAUAUGGCGAGGAGAUAACUUUCGAUUAUAAUUCUGUAACUGAGAGUAAGGAAGAAUAUGAAGCGUCUGUUUGCUUGUGUGGUAGCCAAGUAUGCCGUGGAAGCUACUUGAAUCUCACUGGUGAAGGUGCAUUUCAGAAGGUAUUGAAGGAUUGGCAUGGUCUGUUGGAUCGACACAGACUGAUGCUGGAAGCUUGUAUACUGAAUUCAGUUUCAGAAGAAGAUUAUCUUGAGUUGGGAAGAGCUGGACUGGGAAGUUGUUUGCUGGGUGGGUUACCAGAUUGGGUGAUUGCAUAUUCUGCUCGUCUGGUGCGGUUCAUCAAUUUCGAGAGAACAAAGCUUCCCGAGGAAAUUCUUAAGCACAAUCUAGAAGAAAAGAGGAAAUACUUUUCAGAUAUACACCUUGAUGUUGAGAAAAGUGAUGCUGAGGUUCAGGCUGAGGGUGUCUACAAUCAGAGGCUCCAAAAUUUGGCAGUUACACUUGACAAGGUAAGAUAUGUUAUGAGACAUGUGUUUGGGGAUCCCAAGAACGCCCCUCCUCCGCUUGAGAGGCUCGCUCCUGAAGAAACAGUCUCUUUUAUUUGGAACGGGGAUGGCUCCUUAGUUGAUGAGCUUCUUCAGAGCUUGUCACCACACGUGGAAGAAGGCAUUCUUAAUGAACUCAGAUCCAAAAUUCAUGCCCAUGAUCCAUCUGGAUCUGCUGAUGUCCUAAAGGAACUUCAGAGAUCGUUACUUUGGUUGAGAGAUGAGAUCCGAGAUCUCCCAUGUACAUACAAGUGUCGGAAUGAUGCCGCAGCUGAUUUAAUUCACAUAUAUGCUUAUACAAAGUGCUUUUUCAAAGUUCGGGAAUACAAGUCCUUUAUCUCUUCUCCUGUACACAUAAGUCCGUUAGAUUUGGGGGCGAAGUAUGCUGACAAGUUAGGUGCAAGUAUCAAGGAGUACAGGAAGACUUAUGGCGAGAAUUAUUGUCUUGGGCAGCUAAUUUACUGGUACAACCAGACAAAUACUGACCCAGAUCUUACAUUGGUGAGAGCAACCAGAGGUUGCUUGUCUUUACCCGAUGUCGCUUCCUUCUAUGCAAAGGCCCAGAAACCAUCGAAGCAUCGUGUUUAUGGCCCGAAGAUGGUGAAAACUAUGAUUUCACAGAUGUCUAAGCAACCUCAAAGACCGUGGCCAAAGGAUAAAAUAUGGACGUUCAAAAGCGCCCCAAGAGUAUUUGGAAGCCCGAUGUUCGAUGCUGUCCUUAAUAAUAACUCAUCACUUGAUAGAGAACUGUUGCAGUGGCUAAGAAAUAGACGGCAGGUCUUCCAAGCGACAUGGGAUAGUUAGGUAAAAAUCUUCUCUUUAAUUUAGCAAGUUGCCCUUUUGGGAAAGCGAGUAAUCAGGGCAACACAUAGUUACUAUAAAUAGUCUCUUAUCCAUGACCAAAGCCAUUCACUUCAAAGGUCCUCAGCUUUCCCCUCAUUCUUGUGUAUAGCUUUGCCAUAUAUGUGAUUUUGGAAAUUGAUAAUAACUUUGGGUUAGGGCCAUCGUUAUAUUCCUGGUAGAUUAGGCUCACAUAAUUUUCAGAGAGGAGAAUCAUUUGACUAGGGUCUCUUCUGUUUUUUUCUUUUUUGUUACCUUAUAUUAAUAAAUAGUUAAUCUAUUCGUGUUCCUAAAUCUGUUAAAGCUUGACACCAAAAAGAAAUGGAAAAAGAUAAGUUGAAAUAUAUAUUUUGGAAGUUUGUAUGCAACUGUUUUGUUUUUGCUGGUGGCAACUGGAUUAUACUGAAAUAGCAAGAAACCGGAUCUUACUUGUAAAGCCAUCUUUGUGUCAUAAUGAAAUGGUAGGAUUGA
Camelina sativa (false flax) is the source of this 8247-nucleotide messenger RNA. RefSeq names its product histone-lysine N-methyltransferase ATXR3. The record is from RefSeq and is a predicted model, not a curated record. Gene Ontology annotation, molecular function: protein binding. Lineage: Eukaryota; Viridiplantae; Streptophyta; Magnoliopsida; Brassicales; Brassicaceae.